This is a messenger RNA of Truncatella angustata, 2659 nucleotides long. Its product is annotated as P-loop containing nucleoside triphosphate hydrolase protein. The transcript is spliced from 3 exons. Gene Ontology annotation, molecular function: GTP binding; microtubule binding; GTPase activity. Gene Ontology annotation, cellular component: membrane; microtubule; cytoplasm. The record is from RefSeq and is a predicted model, not a curated record. The coding region runs from base 196 to 2547 and encodes 783 amino acids. Lineage: Eukaryota; Fungi; Ascomycota; Sordariomycetes; Amphisphaeriales; Sporocadaceae.
CCACAAACAACUACCCACUACUAUCUAACUCUGUUCCUGUUUGUUAUUUUACACCUCUACCGUUCGCGUUACUCUUCUAAAUAAAAGAGACAUGAGCUCCAGGCUUCUUAGAUCACAUUUCUACUCUGAUUCUUUUCCCCAUCUACUCACUGAUUCAUACUCAAUUUCGAUACUACCGACAAACGCGUGCCCAACAUGGUCCUCACCACUUUCCCUUCAGAGGCCUUGGAUGGUCUUUGCUCCAAAGAACGUCUUGACCUCAUGGACUCUAUAGAUAACCUACGCUCUCAAGGGAUCAACCACUUUGUCUCUCUUCCCCAGAUCAUUGUGUGUGGCGAUCAGUCUUCUGGGAAAAGUUCUGUGCUUGAGGCUAUAUCUGGUGUGUCAUUUCCUGUGAAGAGUAGCCUGUGUACACGCUUUCCUACAGAGCUUGUCUUACGCAGGGCCCACCAAGCCAGUGCCAGCGUUUCCAUCGUACCUCAUCACACAAGAAGUGACACUGAGAAAGCUGCCCUUGGUAGUUUUCAUGAGGAGUUGCAGAGCUUUGACGGUCUAUCCAAUCUGAUCGAUAAUGCCAAGUCUGCCAUGGGCAUUAGCACUCAUGGCAAGGCCUUCGCGAAAGACCUCCUUCGUGUUGAGAUUUCCGGGCCGGAUCGGCCACAUCUCACUAUUGUGGACCUUCCUGGGCUCAUCCAUUCGCAGACCAAGAAUCAAUCAGCAUCAGAUGUCGGCUUAAUCCAGGAGGUGGUUGAAUCUUACAUGAAGGAGCCACGAAGUAUCAUUCUGGCUGUUGUCUCAGCCAAGAACGACUUUGCGAACCAGGUGGUGCUCAAACUGGCACGUUCCGCUGAUACUACUGGAAAUCGCACUAUUGGUGUUAUCACCAAACCCGAUACCCUACACCCGGGCUCUGAGAGCGAGUCACUUUAUGUGUCUUUAGCUCGAAACCAAGAGGUCGAGUUCCGCCUUGGUUGGCACGUUCUGAAGAAUUUGGAUUCCGAAGCAGGCUUUGAAACGCUGGCUCAGCGUGAUAUUAGAGAGCUAGAAUUCUUCAACCGAGGAAUAUGGAAGGAACUCUCCGAGUCGGUUUUGGGGGUUACCACAUUGCGUAGCAGGUUGAGCAAAGUUCUCUUGAACCACAUCACAACAGAGCUGCCAAGUUUGAUUGGUGAGAUCGAGGCAAAACGCAAUGCUUGUCAGGAAAGACUUGAGAAGCUUGGUAAACCCAGAACUACACUGCAUGAACAGCAGCUCCACUUAAUCGGUAUCAGCGAAUCGUUCCAACGACUUGUCCAGAGCGCAGUUGAUGGCAACUGGAAUGACCUUUUUUUUUACGAUGCCGGGUCCCAUACCGGCUAUCUUCGACGUAUUAGGGCUGUCGUCCAGAACCUCAAUGACCAGUUUGCGGAGAAUUUGUCUAGUCAUGGCCAUCGCCGUCACAUUACUGAUUCUCGAGAGCCAUCAAUGACAAGACACGGCAUUUCUCUUACUCGCGUGGAAUUCAUCGACCAUAUCGAAAACAAGAUACGCAGAUCCCGGGGAAGAGAGCUACCUGGAUUAUUUCAUCCUAUGAUUGUGGCCGACCUCUUCCGAGACCAAGCAAGCCCAUGGGAGGAGCUAGCACGCAGUCACGUUCAUAACACUUGGAAGGCAUGCCGGAUUUUCCUAAAACACGCACUUGGCCAUGUGGCUGACGCAGGAACUUCGUCAGCAGUCAUGCAUAAGAUCGUACAGCCUGCCAUGGAGACCAUAUUAGCAACACUCAAAUCGAGAACCGGACAGACUUUGAGGCCUCAUCAAAUGAUUCACCCGAUCACUUACAAUCACUACUUCACUGAUACAAUCCAGAAUGUCCGUAAAGAGAGGGAGCGAGGCCGGGUCACACGAGCAUUGCUUGGAUUCUUUGGUGUUCCGGAGUUGGGCAACCAUCACUGCGGAAAUACAGAUCUCAACAAUCUGUUGAAAGUGCUAGUCGAUGAUUUUGCCGAACCAGAUAUGCAUCGCUUUGCUGCCUCCGAAGCAUUGGAUCAGAUGAAUGCAUACUACAAGGUUUCUUUGAAGCGGUUUCUAGAUGACAUUGCUGUUGAGGUAAUCGAGGUAGUGCUCAUGUCUGCCCUCCCAGCCAUACUGUCUCCUGUCAAGGUCUACGAGAUGGCACCUGACCUGGUUGCUCGUAUCGCCGGCGAAACCGAGGAGGUUCAAACUAUGAGAAAUCAACUUAUGAGGCAGCUCGCAGUGUUGAGCAGCGGCGCCGAGACUUGCAAACAGUUUGCCACCACGAAACUCAGUGUGGACGAGGAACUGGUGCAAGAUGACGAAGAGGAGGAAACGGAUGACUUGGACGAAAUCAAGAAAAAGAGCGCAGUCGAUUCCAACCUGUCAUCCGUCGACAGCCCUUCUUCACCGCCGCAGGCUCAUCUUGCAGAAAUAGAGCAAACAAGCCCUGAAGAUUUAGAGCAGCCUGUCGCCGAUAGCUAUUGGGGAAUGCCUGACCGCCCGAAGAAGUCAUCGAAGAAAACAAAAAAAAAGGUCUCUGAAUGGAACUGAUCUUUGUUGCUACUGGGGCUUUGAUGAAUAGAGUGGUGAGGAUUUUGCUGAUGAUUGACUAUUAUGGUACACAAUCCAUAAACUCAGCUCUUCAUCACUUGUAAGAUGUCAC